CCAAUUUUGCGGUUCCCUCCCUCCCUCCCUCGCUUCGCCUCCACCCCACCUCCGGGCUCGGGCCUCCUCCCAAUCUCCCAUGGCUCUCCGAACCCUAAAUCCUCACCGGGGCCCGGCCUCCGCUUCCCCAACCCCGGCGCCUCUCCCGCGCCGCGGUCAGCCGCCGCCCCUCCUCCAUCUCCCUCCCCGCCGCCGCCUCGCGGGCGGCGCCGCCCGGCCGCGCGCCGUCGCGUUCGCCGUCAACGAGGCGAGGUGGCGGGGGCCGCCGCACAAGGGCGGGGGCGAGGGGAAGGAGACGGACCUCUCCACGCUCGGGAACCUCUGCGUCGAUGUCGUGCUCAGCGUGCCCCAACUCCCGCCCGCGCAGCGCGAGGAGCGGAAGGCAUACAUGGAGCGCCUCGCGGCCUCGCCGCCCGAUCAGAAAUUUUGGGAGGCUGGUGGAAACUGCAACUUAACCUUUGCUGCGGCUAGGCUUGGGCUUCACUGUUCCACACUGGGGCAUGUAGGAGAGGAAAUUUAUGGAAAAUUUCUUCUUGAUGUGCUUCAAGCGGAGGGCAUUAGUGUUGUUGGGAUGCUUGAAAAUACUGAUGCUACUGCAUGCCGCCAAGCCUAUGAAACACUUCUAUGUUGGGUUCUUGUAGACCCAUUUCAGAGACAUGGUUUUUGCAGCCAUGCAGACUUUAGUGAAGAGCCAGCUUUCAGUUGGAUACAUAAACUUCCAGCAGAUAUCAGGACAGCUAUUCGUCACUCCAAAAUAUUGUUUUGUAAUGGCUAUGCUUUUGAUGAGUUCUUCCCUGAUGUGAUCGCAUCCUCUAUUGAUUGUGCGAUUGAUGUGGGAACAUCAGUAUUUUUUGAUCCUGGCCCCCGUGGAAAAUCUCUCGUACAUGGGACCCUGGAUGAGCAGAGAGCACUUGAGCAUGCUCUGAGGCUCAGUGAUGUCCUCCUUUUGACAUCAGAUGAGGCUGAAUCACUUACAAACAUCAGAAACCCGAUUCAGGCAGGGCAAGAGUUGCUAAAGAGGGGGAUCCGCACAAAGCAGGUUGUCAUCAAAAUGGGCUCCAAGGGAUCAAUCAUGAUCACUGAGAAUGCUGUUUCCUGUGCGCCUUCUUUUAAGAUUAACGUUGUGGACACGGUUGGAUGUGGAGAUAGCUUUACUGCUGCUGUAGCUUUCGGGUUCCUCCAUGACUUGCCGGCGGUGAACACAUUAACACUAGCAAAUGCAGUUGGUGCUGCAACGGCUACUGGCUGUGGAGCAGGUAGGAAUGUUGCUCACCUGGAUAAAGUACUACAACUCUUGAGAGAAGCUGAUCUCAAUGAGGAAGAUACAGCAUGGAGUGAGUUGAUUGAAGGAAGCUCUCUCUGUCCUGAAGUUUCAGUCCUGUCUAGGACAGCGAUUAAUGGUUUUAGAGAGCACCUUGUGCGUGUUCCUGUUUGCAAUGUGGUUUCUGACCUUCUGCCUAUGUUCGAAGCAAUGUCAGAGCGAAGCACUGUCCAGGCUUAGAACCCAUUCUAAAUAGUAGAUUGUUGUAUUCUUCUUGUGAUUCAUAUAGAUUCUUCUUUUACCCAACCAUCACGCUGUUUUCAGGUGAUGACUGAUAGUUGGAGGGUAGCCUCCAGGUAAUGCGAGCUAUUGAUAGCUGUACAGCUGACACCUUGCAUGGAAUGAUGGUAACAUCUGAGGUUUUGUUCUAACUUGAGCGCGAUUUGAUGCUACAAAGUGUCUCCUUUGCUCACCAGUUAUUUUCAUCUGAUUGUUGGGAUCCCCUGAUCGUUCUGCAGUCUCGAGGCUCUCUGUUUCUAAUGUAAUGGCAUCGAACUUGGUUUUCUUGAUAAUUUUAAAUUUUAAGGUUGUUCGUUUAAA
This is a messenger RNA of Phragmites australis (common reed), 1861 nucleotides long. RefSeq lists its product as uncharacterized. The coding region runs from base 80 to 1501 and encodes 473 amino acids. The transcript is spliced from 6 exons. The record is from RefSeq and is a predicted model, not a curated record. NCBI's taxonomy places the organism in Eukaryota, Viridiplantae, Streptophyta, Magnoliopsida, Poales, Poaceae.